Messenger RNA from Cylicocyclus nassatus, 773 nucleotides. NCBI's taxonomy places the organism in Eukaryota, Metazoa, Nematoda, Chromadorea, Rhabditida, Strongylidae. The record is from the annotation of a GenBank genome assembly.
AUUUUCCUGCACAGACUCCUUUCCUUCUUUCACUCUUUCUAGCUAGUACUUUCUUUCGUUACAUCUCCAGUGAUUAUGAAGUGAAGAUGCUGAGUGGUAUCUAUAUCUUAGAAGAGAAUCAUCGCUAAAGCUCAGCAUAUGGGGCAGUGGAUUUCUUCGAAGUUAGACAACUCCUUCACAUCGGAUGGCGACUACGCGGAUCCCUUAACACCAAAUGGCAACAACAAACGCAUCUUGACCAUCGAUCCACGAUCUCCAACUGCUGAUAUCAAUAGGACUCCCAUUGAAGUUACUAGCACUCCAAAAGCUAACGGAGCUGCUGAAGUCGACAAUAGCAGUCCCAUAACCAGCAUGCCAACAAACCGACCUCACUUUGUCGAAAGCAUUCUCAAAGUCGCUUGAAGUGAAAUUUCUCUGCUUCGUUCCAUGGGAAACAGUCUGGCCUCCCAUAACGAAACGUUCGUUUCGGAUGUUUCCUGCCCCAUCCAAAAAAGCUUUUCCUUCUUUGCUUUCAAAUCAUCAUCAGUACGAAGUAGUACAGUUACGUAGAAUCUCUCAUCGUUUUCCCUGAUGCACAAUGUAAACACCAUGCUUUUGUUAGGAAUUUGUAUUGACUUUGUAGACUCGCAUCCACUUAUUAUACAUUCCUCGCCAAUGCUUGCGUCCUUCAGCUUGCAGUACUCUAUCAGCGAACCACUGCCAAUCUGUAAAUAUAUUGACUAAUUAUUUGUUGACAGACUGCAACUUAUAAUCAAUCUCAUCCUGCCCCAUCG